GUAGCCAGUAAAUUAUCCUUGUGGGAUUACUUGAUCAUUCAUGCCUGAAUUGUUCCGGCAAUCUGGUUUUGGGUUAAGAAGUGACUAGAUCUGUCAUCUGUGAAACCUUUGACUAUAGGAGAAGCCUUCCUAAAAAGGUCAGCCGAAAGGACUAAUGCGCUGUGGGAAGAAUGUGGAGCCAUUUUGAAGGCGGUGCAGAUACAGACAACGCGCUUCUACGGACGGUAAUUUUAAGGGUGGAGAAGUCUUCUGAGAUGAUUCCGGUGCUGGUCUCCUCCAUGAUGGCGGACUCAGCUUGCUGGAGUAUCCAGUCAAUUGCUUGGCCCUCGGACUUGUGGCAAGUUUCCCCAGAAAGCUGGAAAGUAGUAGUGGCGCAAGCCGCGAGCAUUCGGAUGUGCCGUCCUCAGCCAUCUAUUUUUAUGUGGCGGUCCUUGGUGGAUCUUUUGGGCGGCGGUGCUGAUGUACUUGGAUCAGUUGGGAUUUGUUCGAGGGGUCAAGUUUGGAGUCAGGAAAAGGCUAAGGACUCCAAGUGCUAAGGUGUUUGAAGCUGUUGCAUCAUACAUCGAUGUAAAAGAAUACAGCAGAAAAAGCCGAACACAUGUUAACAAGUUGGAAACGAGUGAAAAUAUAACUUUGUGUAAAAAGGUGUCAAAGAGUGCAGUUGCUAAGAGCGAACAACCAAACCUUACCAGGCGAAAUCAGAUAAAUGAACAGAACCCGGAAAGUGGAACAAAUAUAAAUCCCAAAGGAGCUUCAGUGACAACUACAAGAUUGAUAAAUAGAAUCUGGGGAGAGUAUUACUCAAAUUUUGUAUCCAGGGAGUCAAAGAGGGAUAACGGUCCUGCCACAAGAAAAAGGAAGGCUUGUAGAGAUAAAACUGAGGGUGAAAAGGACGUUAAAAUAUCAAAACAGAAAAAAUAUGGUUCAGAUGAUAUGUGGAUGCCUUAUUGCCCAUUUCGUAAAAAACGGUCAGGUUGUAGAAGAAAGACAAGAUGGGAUGGAGAAGCAAUUGGGGUGACUUCUAACGGAAGUGCUCUUUAUGAAGGAGUUUUUAUUAGUGGGAGUUUAGUUUCAAUAGGUUCCGUCGUUCUAGUGGAAAAAACUCAUUUAAACCGAGACUCCAGCAUUUGUUUCGUGGAAUACAUGUUUGAAGCAUCUAAUGAGAGGAAGAUUGUCCAUGGAAGAGUGAUGGUUGGAGGAUUUGAAACAGUUCUAGGAAACAAUGCUAAUAAGAGAGAACUGUGCCUGACAAAUGACUGUAUUGACUUUGAACCUUCUGAAGUGAUAGAGUCUUUAGUUGUGAAAAUGAAACAGACGCCAUGGGGAUAUCAACACCGCAAGGAUAAUGAAGAUAAUGAUAUAGAUGAGAGAGAAAGAGCAGAGGAGAGAAGAAUGAAAGGAUUGGCCACUGAAUAUUUCUGCAGGACUUUGUAUUGUCCUGAAAAAGGCGCUUUUUUUAGCUUGAAAACUGGUUUGAUGGGACUGGGUAGUGGGUAUUGCCACUCUUGUAAUGCAAGGGUAUCGCAUGAAAAGAACGACUUCACGGUAUGUACAUCUAUGAAAAGCUUCACAUAUCAGGGAGUUCAGUACAAUGUUCUAGACUUUCUCUAUUUGAGUCCUCAGUAUCUUAUGGAGAAUCAGGAGGGCAAGAAAACCGUCCUCAACGGCCAACACCAGAAACCCAAAGCAUAUGUAGUAUGCCAACUAUUGGGACUGGAGGUCUCUUGCUCACUCAAACAAUCUAGCCCUGAAUCAGUAAAAAUCAAGGUUCAAAGGUUUUUCAGACCUGAGGACAUAUCUGCACAGAAUGCAUAUGUCUCUGACAUCCAAGAGAUAUACUACAGCAAAAAGAUUGAAUCAGUACCAGUCAUGGCAGUGGAAGGAAGAUGUGAAGUCAGGAAAAAGGAAGAUUUUGAAUUUAUGGAUUCCCCUUAUAUAUAUGAGCAUACCUUCUUUUGUCAGUUUAUAUAUGACGUUGAAAAUCAAUCCCUAGAACUGUUACCAUCCCAUUUCAAGUUAAGCUCUUCAAAAGGGAGUUUAGGUCAAAAAGCUGCUGGCAGAAAGACAAAAAAGAAACAAAUGAUCACGAAAGGGGGUUCAGCCAAAACUACUAAUGGUGGUAAGGAAAAGGCUGCAAUAAAUGCUUUAACUACUCUGGACAUAUUUGCAGGUUGCGGUGGGCUAUCGGAAGGUCUAGAAAAGUCAGGUGUGUCGGUCACAAAAUGGGCAAUAGAGUCUGAAGAAACAGCAGCUGAAUCUUUUAAGCUCAAUCAUCCGGAUGCCAUUACAAUUGUUAACGAUUGCAACAUGGUUCUUAGGGAUAUCAUGAUGGCAAAUGGGGAUGCGAAUGACUGUAUUCCAACAUCUGAGGUACACUCCUUGGCAUCAAAACACGAUAAUAAGGAAAUCAAACAUAUGCCACGGCCAGGAGAAGUAGAUUUGAUCAUUGGUGGACCUCCUUGUCAGGGGUUUUCUUUGUUGAACAGGCACAAUAAGAGUUCAACAAGUGAUGUUCGACGCACAAUGAUCUUGUCGCUUUUAUCCUUUGUGGAUUACUUUAGGCCUAGGUUUUUGCUCAUUGAAAACGUGAGGAAUCUAGUGUGUUUCGACAAAAUGAAGCCGUUUCAGCUAACUAUAGCUUCACUUCUUGAAAUGGGUUAUCAGGUAAGGUUUGGAGUCCUGGAAGCGGGAUUCUAUGGCGUGGCACAGUCGCGGAGACGUGUUUUUAUAUGGGCUGCCUCGCCUGAGGAGACCCUUCCUGAAUGGCCAGAGCCAAUGCAUGUUUUCCCAGGUCCAGACCUGAGGAUCAAGUUAGAUUUAAAUGGAGAUUCCUAUUAUACUGCUGUCUGUAGCACAAAAGCCGGCGCCCCUUUUCGUUGCCUCACUGUUAGGGACACUAUUGGAGAUCUGCCAGCUUUGGCAAAUGGGGAUUCUGCGACAACUAUGGAGGUACGUACAUACAGUUCCUUUUCUCUUAAGACUGUUUAAUGUACCGUAAUGCAAUCAAUUCCUAGUGGUCUAUUGUGAAUUAACUUCAUUAUGGUUUACCAAACAAUUCCCUAGUGUAAAUAUUCCCACAAUCCUAAAAGAGGAGUCAUCUAAUUUUUCAUAUAAUUUUCCAAUAAUUGCCAAGAAAAGUGUAGCAUGUUUAGGAGCAAGUUACACAUGAUAUAAAUAGUUAAACCAGCACGUAAAUCUUAUAAAUGUUAAAACCAUUGCAUGACUUUUAAUAGUUGUACUUACCUUGACCCGGAGAGCAGAGGAGGACUGUUUUCUGGGCCGGGGGAAUAAUAGUUACUUGAUCCCUGGUCAUCAUAUCUGUGUUUCUUAAGUUCCUGCACUGACCAUUUUGUUCAGUACAAAGGUAAUCCUGUUUCGUGGUUCCAAAAAAGGGUUAGAAGAAAUAUGACAGUGCUGACAGAUCACGUUUCCAGGAAAUUGAGCGAACUAAAUCUGAUUCACUGCUAUUACCUCCCUACUGGUGCUGAUUGGAGAGACCUUCCCAAAAAGAAGGUUGAGCUGUCAAGCGGGAAGUUUGUUGAUUUAAAACCCCAGUGGUUGCUUAAGAUGCAAAGUAAAGGUAGUCAUUCUAAAGGUGUACUGGGAAGGUUAGAAUGGGAAAAAAACUUCCCUACUGCUAUUACCUGUCCGCAACCAAGAGGCAAGGUUGGGAGAUGGUUUCAUCCCGCGCAGGAUAGGCUGAUUUCUGUCCGCGAAUAUGCUCGAGCUCAGGGAUUUCCAGACUCGUAUAAGUUUGCCGGAACCAUUAGGAACAAAUACCAACAGGUGGGCAAUGCUGUGCCGCCACCUCUGGCAUUUGCACUAGGGAGGAUGCUCAGAGAGGCAAUCGGAGCAAAUCCUUGAAUGUAUUAGCACAAACCAUUACUUGUAAUUUUUUAUCUUUUGAUGUUAAGGUACUAAUUAAAUGUCUUAUGGCUGAUAAAACACUAACUUAUAUACUAUUGUUGACAGUGGAAAUUUUGUAAUAGGUUUUUUUAUGUUUUAGAAAGUGUAUUACACCUGCUUAGCUAUUUAUAAAACAUAUUUUAGAAGAAAAGAGAAAACAUAUGGAAAUA
Messenger RNA from Cuscuta epithymum, 4076 nucleotides. NCBI's taxonomy places the organism in Eukaryota, Viridiplantae, Streptophyta, Magnoliopsida, Solanales, Convolvulaceae. The record is from the annotation of a GenBank genome assembly.